Messenger RNA from Asterias rubens (European starfish), 1572 nucleotides. Its product is annotated as ADP-ribosylation factor-like protein 2-binding protein. Gene Ontology annotation, cellular component: mitochondrial intermembrane space. The transcript has 7 exons. Lineage: Eukaryota; Metazoa; Echinodermata; Asteroidea; Forcipulatida; Asteriidae. Gene Ontology annotation, biological process: maintenance of protein location in nucleus; positive regulation of tyrosine phosphorylation of STAT protein. The coding region runs from base 198 to 746 and encodes 182 amino acids. The record is from RefSeq and is a predicted model, not a curated record.
UCUUCAGUGUAUCCCCACCACAGUGGCAUUGUCAUCAAUAGAGAAAUGGUCCACUGACUGGGUGAAUCUAUUUGGGUCGGAUGCCGGAACUUCAAGUUUGACAGAGAAGUACUUGAGCUGGUCCGGCGACAUUCUGCAGUUGCCUCCCCUCUUUACAAAACCAAGCAGGAGGUGAUGCAAGUGACUUGAUAGAACCAAUGGAUUUCCAAGAAGAAGAGCUUGCCAAAUCACAUUCCAGUAUAGCAGAUACAAAGUUUGACACAGUCAUCGGCCAUAUAGAGGACAUUAUCAUGGAGGAUGGUUUCCAAAGUCUGCAAAAUAAAUUCAUGGAGGAUAAUUAUCUUCAUUUUGAGGACACGGAGGAGAAUAAGUUCAUCUAUACAGCUGUAUUCAAAGAAUAUAAUAAUUUGAUAGAGAAAUACAUUGAGGAUCAACUGGCAGCAAGACUACCUGGAUUUGAUAUGGAGGAGUUCUCGAAACAACUGCAGAAGAGAAAGAACCUAGACGGAGAGAUCUUUGAGAUUCUUCUGACAUUCACAGACUUUGUGACCUUUAAAGAGAUGUUUUUAGAUUUCAGAGCAGACAAAGAAGGAAGAACAGUAGAUCUAAGUUCAGGAUUCAUUGUGACUCCAUUUGCAGUAGAGGAAUCGACAGAAACAAAGUCCACAAUGCCAGGUUCGACGACGACGCAAUCUACAAUGCAAACCCCAGGGACUUCGCAACAACCGUCAACGCCACAGAAAUAGCAGGAAGCAAUUAUCAAUUCUACCUUUAGCAGGUGCUGAGUUCAUAUUUUGUGACAUCUUGAUUUCUUCGACAGAAUUAUUGUGUCUAAGUUUACGACAAUUUCAAUAGAUUGAGGAGUCAAUUUAACUUGAUGAGUUCCAGUAGACAUUUCUCAUCAGUAGCGUCAACCAUUUUCAUAUUUCAGAGAUCAAUAGAAACCAAGAAUUCCAUUACAGAUGUGCCUUCAAUUUGUGAUGGCUAGAAAGCCAAUACACUCGGUACUGUGUCAUCAACCAUCAGUUUCUGUUUAACGUAUACUGUCCUAACAGACCAAUACAAAUGGCAUGCAUUGUGUCAUUCUCCAGACUGUACAAAUUCCAGGGAUGAGGAGAAAGUUCAGACCGUUAUCUGAACUUUUUAAAGUCUGCCGCCGGAUACACUAAAACUGCUGUAUUUUCUCCAAACAAAAUCAGUCAGUCUAUUUGAUCUACAACUCUAGCACUGAAAAUACUGUUUUCAAAAGCUCUUUGGAAUCUAUACCUCCAGGGUCUAUCAAAAGGUGGAAAUGCUGUCAUUUCAAUAAUACCUCCUAAGAUCUGGAACCCAGUUUCAAACUUUUUUGUCAGCAUCGACUCUAACCCCUGGUAUACCACUAUUGUCUCACCAACCACAAGUACCCCAUUUAUCUAGGCUCUUGUACAUGUUUUAUAGACAGUUGUAGAUAUUUGCAGUUUUGAGUUUUCUUGGUCAAAUUGCUAAUUGGGUUUGGCAUUUGAUCGACAUUUAAAGUCAAUGAUUAAUCAUUUUGUUUAUGCUGUAUCAUCAGAUAAGGCUGGAAGGCUUUGG